AUGUCUUACGAAAGUCAACAACGUCGACUCUUAGCCUUGUUUGAACAAGCUGACGCCAGUGAAAAUGAACAGUGCAGUUCAGACGACCAGGGUGAAAUCCACCAUAUUUCAGAGCGAAGUCAAGGCAGUGAUACGGAACAGGAAUGCAGCGAUGAUGAGCAAGAAGUAAUUGUUUCAACAAGUAACCAGCAGUUUUAUAUUGGUAAAGACAAUUCCACCAAAUGGUCUUCGCAACCACCUCGAACCAACGUCCGCACAAGGUCAGAAAACAUAAUUUUACAAAAACCUGGGGUAAAGCCUAUUGCGUAA
Molecule: messenger RNA, 309 nt
Organism: Danaus chrysippus (African queen)
Lineage: Eukaryota; Metazoa; Arthropoda; Insecta; Lepidoptera; Nymphalidae
Source: the annotation of a GenBank genome assembly